AGUUAUGUUGCAAAAGUUGUUCGUGACCAACAAAAAAUGAAUGAUCCAACGGAUACAGAAGGGCAGCGUUUAAUAGAGGAACAAAUUCGUUUAAAAAAUAUAAUAAUGGCAAGAAAUUAUGCGAUAGAACAUAUGCCUGAAGCAUAUAUUCCAGUUAAUAUGCUUUAUAUUAGUAUUAAAAUCAAUGGAGUUCUCACGCAGGCAUUCAUUGAUACCGGAGCACAAUUGUCUAUUUUAUCCGACAGCGAAGCACUUCGGUGUGGAUUGCUUGAUGUCAUGGAUAAAGCGUAUAAUGUAACGGUUCACGGUGUUGCGGGCAAAAUGGAAUGUAUUGGCAAAAUUCAUGCUUGUGUAGUGCAGAUCGGUGAUAACUGCUAUCACUGCAAUUUCGAAGUGUUAUCGGGACAAGCAACACCAGUUUUAAUUGGUCUCGAUUUUCUUCGAAGGCAUCUUUGCGUCAUCGAUUUGAAGAAUGAUUGUUUGAGGUUUUAUUUCUUGCUGCAUGUUUUAAACCCACUCCUCAUUGCAUUCUGCAAGUAUAUAUCAUUUUUCAGCUUCGGUGAUUCCUCAAAAACAAAGUUUUUGAGUGAUGCAGAAAUAAACAUUUCCCACCACCAUCACCAAUAA
Dracunculus medinensis (Guinea worm) is the source of this 627-nucleotide messenger RNA. Lineage: Eukaryota; Metazoa; Nematoda; Chromadorea; Rhabditida; Dracunculidae. The record is from the annotation of a GenBank genome assembly.